CCUGAUUCCCCUGCCCGAACUCCUCUUUGCGCCUGCAGCUCCUCGCCGGAGUAGGCAACCGGACUCCAGCCAGGCCUCUCCCUCUUCUCUCUGCUUCCCCUUCCCUCUGCUCUCCAUUCCCCUCUUUGACCCCUGCCUUUCUCCUCUUGUCGACAGGAACAACGACGCCAUGGAGCCCGAAGCUCGAGCUCAUCCGGCACCAUCUAGACCCAUCUCCGGGGACCGGAUCCACCUCCCACCGCCGGGAAUCGGUUCCCCUCGACCUCGCGCCGCCUCUGGUGGUGGUCCUGCCGUCUGCCGUUGCCGGAAGUGCCAACACCGCCACCACUCGUCUUCCUGGAAGCCGCUCCCCUGCUUCGCCUGCUCGUCCGAAGCCGAACGCGCUGGAGGGCAUGCAUCGCGCUGCCGUGCCCCCUCCACCGCCUGGAGCUCCAACCUCCGCCGGAGCUCUGCCGUCCCCGCGCUCCUGCCGCCCCGCGAGAUCCGGCAGAUCUCCAAGGCCCGCGCCGCCCGUCGCCGGAGCGUCAUCCCCGUCCCUGCUGAACCUGCCGCUGACUUCUGCUUCCUCUUCAUCGAGCAGGAGCGCUCGUCCCUGAUUCCCGUGCUACCUCUGUUCGAGAGGAGGAGGACGAGGUCGAACGCCCGCGUUGACUGCGCCACAUCCGCAAGUGGACCGCGCCCCUCCUCAAGGCCCAGCGACUGGCCUGCCUCUGCUCCCCGACCUGGGCCUUGGGCCGAAGGUAUUACAGUUUUACAGGAAAACCCUUGCACUUCAUACAUUUAA
Molecule: messenger RNA, 784 nt
Organism: Triticum dicoccoides
Lineage: Eukaryota; Viridiplantae; Streptophyta; Magnoliopsida; Poales; Poaceae
Exons: 3
Coding region: 170-784 (204 amino acids)
Source: RefSeq, a predicted model, not a curated record